Messenger RNA from Mytilinidion resinicola, 2584 nucleotides. RefSeq lists its product as uncharacterized. The transcript is spliced from 3 exons. NCBI's taxonomy places the organism in Eukaryota, Fungi, Ascomycota, Dothideomycetes, Mytilinidiales, Mytilinidiaceae. Gene Ontology annotation, biological process: mitotic G2 DNA damage checkpoint signaling; double-strand break repair via homologous recombination. Gene Ontology annotation, molecular function: protein binding; damaged DNA binding. Gene Ontology annotation, cellular component: Mre11 complex. The coding region runs from base 27 to 2471 and encodes 814 amino acids. The record is from RefSeq and is a predicted model, not a curated record.
CACUCUCACCACCACACCACGCCGCAAUGUGGAUUCUGGAGCACGAUGGCGACCUCUUCGGCGGCAAAAAGGUCUGGCUGAAGCCCGGCACGCAACAGAUCUUCGGCCGCACCAGGCCGCCUCAAGGUAAAGAGAAUGGCGAUGGCACCAACAACAUCCGGUUCAUUGACGACAAGCGGGUGUCGCGAAAGCACAUCACCAUUGCUGUAUCUGCCGUCGCGACAGGAGAAGGGACACAGCUCCACUCACGCUCGAAAGUUGAGAUCAUCGAGAGUUCGAAGUUUGGGACCUCUGUAGACGGUGCGGCGAAAGUCAAGGGCGAGACGAUUACUUUGACGAAAACUGAACACACGAUACAGCUUGGAAGCUGGGGAGAGCUCCUCAGGAUCAAAUGGCAUCCGGUUGUCUUUACGUUUGCGAUCUCCAAAAAGGAUAUGAGGACUCUCGCGUCUCAAGCGGAGGCUCUCGACAUAAAGACGUCCAUGGAAUACGUCCUCAACACUACAACCCACGUCGUUACACUCAAGCGCAAUACACCCAAAUGCCUCCAAGCUCUCAUUAACGCCAGACAUAUUGUGACAAGCGACUUCGUGAAUGCAGUCAUUGCAGCGGCGACAGCCGAGAAUGCUGACCCGAACAACUACGUUCCCUCCCCAUUCGAACUGGAUUUCGAGGGCAACUGGCCUAAAGAAUUCGAAUUCAUCCCUCCAGUAGGCCAGGAGCCAGUGGCUCGACCAGCCGACUUAUUCAAGCCGGAUCCGAAGAGAGCAGACGUAUUUUCGGGAUAUACAUUUAUAUUCUGCGAUGAGAGACAGUACGAGAGCCUGUCAAACACAGUCAAUAGUGGAGGUGGAAAGGCACUCUUGUUUCCCCUACGACACGGUCAAACAACUGUGGAGGAGUUUGAGGAGUAUGUAAGGUCCACUGCUGGGAACAAGGGAGUUGGCGAAUUUGGGCCAGGAAAAACCGAGAAAGGGGUUGUUGUCAUCCGAUAUACAACCCAGGAUGACGACGUCUGGGCUACCAAUUUCAUGAGCAGUGUUGACUUGGCUCUUAACCAACGGUCAAUGCAGCAAAACGAAUUCUUGGAUGCUGUCACUUUAAAUAAAGCCAGUGGGCUAAGGCGGCCACUCCCUGAAAGCGAAGUUCCUUCGAGCAUGCCAAAGCCUUCGAGAUCAGCGAGAACGCCCAAUGUAGACACUCCAACCACAAGUCAACCACAAUCGAACGUACUAUCAAACCCACCAAAGCCGCCGAAGGCAGCUGCCAGCAGACAUCGAGCUCGCCGCGCAAUCACUACCAAUACCAGCCGCUUUGAAGAUUUCGACGAUUUCGUCCCUGCCAAGUCGCAGCCAGUAGAAGAUGAUUCGAUACCGUCCGAAAUUCCUGAAAGAAGCCAGGCUCGGGAUUCCCAAGCUUUUGAUACACAAACUGGGGGCAUCCAGUUGCAGACUCAAAGCCGUAAACGCCGUUCUCCGCCGUCCGACUCUGAAAUGCAAGACUCAAACCAAAUCGACGCUCUCUUCCCGGCCGCCGCAGCCAUCAAGAAACGUCGCAUUGAUGCCGCUCGCACUCGCGACUCUCCUUCAAAAUCCGCUGAACCAGAAAACGCCGGCAACGCAAGCGCCAACAAACCGAAAGGAACUGCCAAGCAGGUCUAUGAGGAGCUCAAAAAGGCGAAAAAGAAGGCCUCAGAGAAGGAAAAGGAUCUGGACCUCCAUGAACUCGCGCGCAUACGUCGAGAAGCCGAGGAAGAAGCCGCGCGGCUAGAUGCAGAAGCCCUUCGAAACGCGAUGGAGGGCGUCGACAUCUCGGAACUGCGAGGGUUGGCCCACAUCGAGGAAAUGGAGCUACCAGCCCGCACUGCGCGCAGCAACCGCAGAGAAGCCGCCAUAGACCCGCGCUGGGACGCACGAUGGAAUGGCCGCAAGAAUUUCAAGGGCUUUCGUAGGAACAGGCUUGCAGAUGGGAAUCUGCGCGCCCCGCAGAAGGUCUUCGUUCCCUUAGAGGAGGUCUCGCGCGAGCGCGCCCGCGCCCCCGUCGGCGAAGACUACCUCAUCGAAUCGAGCACGCGGUCUGAGCAGGUGCGCGAUUCGCAGCGCUCGGGCCGUUCGGGCCGGUCGGAGGGCAGGCAGAGGCUUGGGAGGGUGGAUGAGGAUCCGGAUGCUUCGACUGUGCCGAUCUUGAAGCGGAGGCAGGCGAUUCUUGCGAAGCGGGCGGCUGAGGCUGCGCAGACGCAGCAGGGCCCUGGGGACGAUCAGGAUACGCAGAUGUCGGAUGUGGUAGAAGAUAGUAUGGGGCGUGACUCGCCCGCGGAGCCAGUGAGAGAAGUGCGGCGAGAACAGCCGGUGCAGUGGGGGAAGAGGCCGGCUGGGUCUGUGGCUGGGAAUCCGCCGCCGCCGAAGAAGGUGAGAGCUGAAACGGCGAAUGGAGAGGAGACGGGAUUUAGAUUUAGGAGGCGGAAACUGUAAAGGGCAUAUUGUGGCAGGCUUGAGAGAUAUUGGUCUUUUAGCGUAUGAGCGUGAUGCGGCGAUGAAGAGCUUUCAAUAGAAACGUUAGGGGUACUAUAGUGCCUUAUCUCCCU